AUGCCCCGUGUGUAUUGCAAAAAUUUGGUGAGAACAUAUAAACCAUCUUUCUUCUUUCUCUUUGAUACUCAUACCAUAUUUAAUAAUUUGAAGAAUUUUUGGGAUAAGUUGGGUUUUCAUUGUGUUGGUAUUGAGGAAGCAGUAGGACACAGGGGUGGCAUUUGGUUUCUAUCUUCUAUUGCGAAUACUUUUUGUGUGGUUAUUGAUCAAAUUGACCAAUGUAUCACAGUGAAAGUGAGUGUGGGCCAUAACGGACCAUGGAUAGCUGUUGGUGAUUUUAAUGAGAUUGUAGCACCAGAUGAGAGUACAUGUGCUUAUUUUUCUUCUCACAGAGCUAGUCUAUUAGCUACUACUCUAGAUGACUGUGAGCUCUUUGAUCUUAAAGUGAUUGGUAGGAUAUAUACUUGGUAUAGAGCAGUUCAGGCUGGCAGGAACUUGGCUAAAAGGUUGGAUAAAGCUCUAGUUAAUGAGGCGUGGAUGACAAUGUUUCCUGAGAGUUAUUCUAAAAUUCUUAGCAGGCUUCAUUCUGAUCAUUGUCCUAUUUUAGUUUGUUGUCAUGGUAGCCUCAUAGUGAAAGAGGUUACCGAUGUGUUAUCUCUGAGAAUUAAAGAAGCUGAACUGAGGGAAGAUUACAAUAGACUUUUAUUGCAAGAGGAACUUUUUUGGUACCAGAAAUCUAGAGAGCAGUGGGUCAAGUAUGGGGAUAGAAACAUUAAAUUCUUUCAUCUUCAGACUUUGGUGCGUAGAAACCAUAAUAGAGUACAUGGAUUAUAUGUUAGAGAUGGGUCUUGGUCUACUGAUCCAGAUAUUCUCCAGGAAGAAGCCCUCUCUUUUUACAAGAAUCUCUUUGGUACAACGGAAGAGGUUGAGGUUGAUUGUUUAGGGGAUUUUCCGAUGCCCACUCUAAGCACUGAGGCUUGUACUAGGUUAAUUGACCCUGUCUCUUUUGCGGAAGUCAAGUCAGCAGUAUUCAGUAUGAGCCCUUUUAAAGCUCCUGGUCCAGAUGGCUUUCAAGCUUAUUUUUUUAAAGAAUAUUAG
Molecule: messenger RNA, 1038 nt
Organism: Arachis stenosperma
Lineage: Eukaryota; Viridiplantae; Streptophyta; Magnoliopsida; Fabales; Fabaceae
Exons: 3
Coding region: 1-1038 (345 amino acids)
Source: RefSeq, a predicted model, not a curated record